This is a messenger RNA of Ceratotherium simum simum (southern white rhinoceros), 2025 nucleotides long. The record is from RefSeq and is a predicted model, not a curated record. NCBI's taxonomy places the organism in Eukaryota, Metazoa, Chordata, Mammalia, Perissodactyla, Rhinocerotidae.
GACGGAGGGGGCGGGGCGACGCCGGAUCUGCCUGGGCGGGGCCUUAUGACGCGACCUCACGUUCCCUGGUCUCGCGGCUCAUUGGCUCUCCAUUACCGCCCUUUUCCGGGGCAGGGAAGUUGGGAAGCUGGUCGCGGAGCCGGAAGCGAGGUAGCCCUCGGCUUCGAGACAGCGGCGGCGGCGUUUAGAGGAGGGCGGCCCGGUGCCAUUGGAGCCGGCCAGCUUCCCCACUCAGGCUCCAACCCGAGUUGGGGAAGACCUCCAGCAUUCUGGUGGCCUAGGGAAGGGCGCUGAGUCAGAUCGCGAAAGAUCCGAAGCAGAUCGAAAUAGCGGGGCCGCUGAGGGCCGCCGGCAGCCCCGGCCUUAGGAGGAGUCCCGCAGCGUCGCCGCGGAGGAGAGAACCCAAAGGGACUGCCCCUGGGGCUGAGCCCGCCGGCCAUGGCCACGCCCCCGGGGGCCGGUCCCGCAGCUCUGCGCUUGGCAGCCGCGGCCACCUGGCAGGUGGUUCGCCGACGCUGCGUGGAGCAGUUUCCGCAAGUGUUGGAGUUUCUGCGAGCCCUGCGCGCUGCUGCCCCUGGCUUGGUUCGCUAUCGGCACCAUGAACGCCUGUGUAUGGGCCUAAAGGCUAAGGUGGUGGUGGAGCUGAUCCUGCAGGGCCGGCCUUGGGCCCAGGUUCUGAAUGCCCUGUAUCACCACUUCCCAGAGCCUGGACCUGUACUGCGGGACCCCAAAACUACAAAGCAAGAUCUGAAGAAGAUCUCAGAGGCAGAGGAAACCUUUCGCCAGCAGGUGAAGCAGCUGGCAGAGGCUCCUGUGGACCUGGCUUCGAAGCUGCAGGAGCUUGAGCAAGAGUAUGGGGAACCGUUUCUGGCUGCCAUGGAAAAGCUAUUUUUUGAGUACUUGUGUCAGAUGGAAAAAGCACUUCCCCCCCUGGAGGCACAACAGCUUCAGGAUGUGCUGAGUUGGAUGCAGCCUGGAGUUUCUAUCACUUCUUCUUUUGCUUUGAGCCAAUAUGGUGUGGACAUGGGAUGGCCACUUUCAGAGUGCUCUGAUGCUGAUUCAGUGAACGUGACAGAGCCCAUGGAGCAGAGUCCUCCUCAGCAACCAAGACUAGCACUCCAUGAUCCUCUGCCAGAAACCAGGCCUGGCCCAUACCUUCCUCAGGGACCAGCGUCAAGGAAGCACCCAGAACCUUUGGCUGGCCACCACUUCAAUCUGGCCCCUCUAGGCCGACGACGAAUCCAGUCCCAAUGGGCAUCCACUAGGGGAGGCCAUAAGGAACGCCCCACAGUCAUGCUGUUCCCCUUUAGGAAUCUGGGUUCACCAACCCAGGUCAUAUCUAAGCCUGAGGACCAGAAAAAAUAUGGGACACACAUGGCAGAUCCAGCAGGUGCUGUGGGCACAAGAGCAGCCUCUACGGGAAAGCCUAAGAAUGCAUCCCAGACCCUGGGGGGAAGGGCUCUGAAGGAGAACUCAGUUGACUUGUCUGCCUCGGAGCAAAAGGAGAAUUGCUUGGAUUGCCCCAUGGACCCCCUGAGAUUGUCAUUAUCACCUCCUAGGGCCAGGAAGCCAGUGGGUCCUCCAUCUCUGUGCAGCUCUGUCAUUACCAUAGGGGACUUGGUUUUGGACUCUGAUGAGGAAGAAAAUGGCCAGAGGGAAGGAAGGGUGAGUAGGAAGGAAGAGAAAGCUGGAGAAGGUGAUGGGCAGAAUAAGACAGAGAAACCUACAUGCUCCAGAAUAUAGAGGGCUCAGGGGAUAGUUUCAGAUGAUGAUAGGAUCUCCCCACUCCCUUUUCUGCAGGAGUCUCUGGAUAACUAUCAGAAGACAAAGUUGGACACCCUGAUCCCCACCUUCUGUGAAUACCUCCCCCCUUAGGCCCCAGUGCCGUGUCUGUCCCUUCCCAUGACCAUGCAGACAGCUCUAGACUCCUCUGAUAGGACUGGAAUGCCUUCUGCACUCUGUUCUCUCCUUCCUCCUCAGCUGUACACGCAGUUUAGUGGGAAUAAAGUGGAAGUCCAAGCUUGA